CGCUGCCCGCCGCCGCCAUGGCGGUGCCGGUGCCGGAGCUGCAGCGGGUGUGCCGGCAGGCCUGGGAGCCCGUGCUCGCCAGGGCGCGCCAGGCCGUCGUCUUCCUGGACGCGGCGUCCGCCGAGGCGCUGCACUGGGGCUGCGGCGGCGCCGGAGAGCUGCUGGCGGCGGGGGCGCUGGCCGUCAGGGCGCUGGCCGCUGAGGCGGCGGCGGGGGCCCGUGUCGUGUUCGUGGUGAGCAGGGCGCUGCGGGGCGGCACAGCCGCUGCCGUGCGCGGUGUGCUGGGCCGGGGCGCCGUGCGGCACUGCGUGCUGGUGUCCGGCACCGAGGAGGAGGGCGGCGGGCCGGCCGAGCUAGAGGAGAUGCUGCAGCGGUGGAUGGGCGAGGGCGGCCGCGCCGAGGUGGUGCUGCGGAGCCCGCCGCUCCUGGCGCCCGUCUCGGCGGAGCUGUGCCUGCUGCCCGGCCUGGCGGCGCUCCUGCCGCCUCUGCCCGGCCCCGGUGGGCCCGGCCCAUCGGAGGUCGGUGUGGGCGCCCUGCCCGCUAAGCUGCGGGCGGCGGUGCGGGCCCUGGUGGAGGAUCUCGACGCUUUCCUCACUGCGCUGGGCCUGCGAGAGGAGAGCUUCGCCGUGGGGGCCCUCAGCAGGGUCGUCGCCGCUGAGCUGGCAAGCUAUGCCCCAGCCAGGAACAGGAGGAGGAUGGCCACUAAUAAGGCCUCUAUCGUCUUCGUGGACAGGACGUUGGACCUCGCUGGAGCAGUUGGUCAUCAUGGUGACAAUCUUGCAGAGAAGAUACUUUCUGUGCUUCCCAAACUUCCCGGCCACAAGACUGAUGUGAUGGUUAACAUGGUGGAACUUACGGCACUGCAGACUGCAGAUGAAACUUGCAGUAUUAUAGCACCUGGCUGCCUAGCACAACCAAAUGAUCCAGCUGCUAAAGCUCUCUGGGAGUCUUUCAUGAAUCUCAAACAAAAGGAAGCUGUGAUGGAGGCUAGGAGACACCUUGUGGAGGCUGUGAGCAGAGAAAAUUUACCUAUUAAGAUGAGCAUGGGCAGAGUCACCCCAGAACAGCUCAGCUCAUACAUAAGGCUUUUCAAAAAUAACCUCAAAGCCUUGGAGAACCAUUGUGGUCUUCUGCAGCUUGUGCUGGCCACUAUCCAGACUUUGAAACACCCCCAGACUUCCAAAUGGGACAACUUCCUUGCCUUUGAGAGAUUACUUCUGCAGACUGUUGGAGAGUCAGAAAUGCCCAGUGUUUUGAACCAGCUAUUGCCAAUGAUCAAGUCUUACAAUGAGAGGACAAAAGAUGAUUAUACCUGCGAGGACUUCCUCAUCUUGCUUGUAUACAUGUAUUCUGUGGUUGGAGAAAUCAAAAGUGGAAAAGAGCUGGAUGCAGCUGAAGAGGAGGUGAAGACAGCCCUAGUCAAGGCCAUCUGUGAUGAGCCAGAGCCGUCUCCUUUGUUGCAGAAAAUAACAGGCUGUGACUCAUCACUGAACCUGACAUCUCAGAAAGCCACAGAUGCAGUGGAUGGUAUCUUUCGGUCCCUCGGGGAUAUUGCAAGAGCUCGAAUGCACAUGAAACAGUUUAAUUCCAUACACAAUCCAGGCAGCAACACCCACCAGGCUUCUUACAAACCACUGCUGAAACAGGUAGUGGAAGAGAUCUGUAAUCCUGAUCGACCUGAUCCUGUUGAUAUCGAGCAUAUGUCAUCAGGCCUCACCGACCUCCUUAAAACCGGAUUCAGCAUGUUCAUGAAGGUGAAUCGCCCUCACCCUGGUGAUCAUCCUCUUCUGAUCAUCUUUAUGGUUGGUGGAGUCACAGUCUCUGAGGUCAAAAUGGUGAAGGAUCUAGUAGCAACACGCAAACCUGGUACCCAGGUAAUCGUGCUCUCCUCUGCACUCCUGACACCACGUAGUGCUAUUGAGUUGUUGUUUGCCACAGACCGUCUCCAGCCUGACACUGAUAUUUGAUGAGGGAGGAUCUCUGGAGAAGAUGAGAUGAAGAGGGACUGGCUCAGCUCAGAACAUGCCACCAGCUUCAUUGCCUGGAGCCAGAUGUGCUUCACACCAAGCUGAGUCACAGCCACAUUCCUUCUGUGCCUAUUGCACACAGGAGGGAGAGAUGAGAGAGAGAGAGAAGUGUCUUACACUGACAGCUAUAAUGGACUCCAACUCCACACUCAUUCCUCAAAAGCUUCAAGUUGAAUCAUUUUAGUCUAUUAAAACCCACAAGUUAUUUGUAAGUAUAUAUGUUUACAGCCUCUGGACAAUGGUUUUGCAUACAAAGAAUCUCAUCAAGUUGUCAGCAAUACCAUAGCUAGUAAAAAAAUAAAGGACCAUUGUUUACAGUC
Molecule: messenger RNA, 2347 nt
Organism: Strigops habroptila (Kakapo)
Lineage: Eukaryota; Metazoa; Chordata; Aves; Psittaciformes; Psittacidae
Gene: SCFD2
Product: sec1 family domain containing 2
Exons: 10
Coding region: 18-1967 (649 amino acids)
Biological process (GO): intracellular protein transport; vesicle-mediated transport
Source: RefSeq, a predicted model, not a curated record